UGGCUGCGCGCUGCGAAUCAGAUUCGAUAUCGAGCGAGAUGCAUCGAAAUUUUACCCUUUAAAUUACUGUAUUCCAUUAUAGUGGUUCCGUUCCCAAAAUGUCCAAAUUACCUAAAAGUGCAUUGAGUUUAAAGCAGUUUAUGCUCCGUCAGGAGGUGCUCAAACUCUACAGAACCAUCUUCCGCACGAUCCGGCAUGUUCCGGACCAAUCCAGCCGGCACGAGCUACGUGACUGGGCCCGAACGGAUUUCCGAGCCAACAUGCAUCACACCGACGAAUUGGCGAUCAAAAUGCUAAUGCAACAAGCGAACCGAUCGCUGAAAGAACUGCAGACCAGUCUGGGUUUAAGCGGACUUUCUUCCGGGCCAAAAACCGGCAACAAGGCCUAAGGAUUUCG
Ochlerotatus camptorhynchus is the source of this 397-nucleotide messenger RNA. RefSeq names its product LYR motif-containing protein 2. The transcript is spliced from 2 exons. Gene Ontology annotation, cellular component: mitochondrion. NCBI's taxonomy places the organism in Eukaryota, Metazoa, Arthropoda, Insecta, Diptera, Culicidae. The coding region runs from base 99 to 389 and encodes 96 amino acids. The record is from RefSeq and is a predicted model, not a curated record.